AUGGCCUACCCACAGCAGAGAGCUCCUCCAGUGAGGAAUUAUGGUCCUCCGCGGGGAGCCGCACCCUUGAGGGAUCCAGCAUAUGAUCCAGGUUACCAGGAUUAUGGGUACGACAGCCAGUAUCCGGGUCCCAGCGACGGGGGCUAUAAUAAUCCCGGAUACGGCUAUCCCGACCAGGCAACUCCAAGAUCGCAUGGUCCGCCACGCGGUGCGCCUCGGCCUCCGCGUGGAGGGUAUCCGCCUAACGCGCGGCCGCCCCCAAGAGACUAUGAUGGUCGACGGGACAGACGACCGCCUCCGCCACAAGAUCGGAUGAGACCUCCACGAAAUGGGCCUAUGUCCCCAGACAGUAUGGGCUUUGAUAACCCUUUCCCGUCUAUGCCUCCUGGAAAUAGACGUGGACCUAGAGGGAUUGAAGGUGACAUGGCGGCAAUGAGCCUGAACGGCCCAGCACCGCCGCGUCCACACACAUCUAAUUCUAACAGGCGUCCUGGAGAUAUGCGGCCACCAAGGCCCGUGUCUCCCGGCCGUGGCCGACCCCAUCCCUCUGGCUACCCCCCAAGGUCGGCCAGUGCAGGGCGUCCGCGUAAUGGGCCACCUAUCGAUCCUCGCGGCCCGCCACCAAUGCCCCAUAUCAACCGGAGUGCGACCAUGCCUACCCCAGGCGGCGGACUAUAUCCCGGCCAGUCAGGUUAUCAAGAUCCGAGGGAGAGUACAUAUGGAGGCUUGCUUGAUAGCUACUACACCUCGGCUCCCGACGACCCUGACAUGCCGAAUUUUGAUGCAAUGCCGGACUUUGACAAUGGCAAAGGAACGAUUGACGAAGCUCUACCAGGACUCGAACAGCCAAAGCCAAAACCUGAUUCUCCUGCUGAGUCCAAACCGCCGCAAGGGCAAUACAAAGCUUUCAAUCCGGCAAUGCAUACCCCGCCAGAAACCGGUACUCCUUCUGGAGCAAAUCAAUUUGCCGAUGCCGGAUUCCAGUUUGACCUGCCCGGUGAGCCCAAUUCUGCUGGUCCUUCUCACAACGGAAUGGGCCAUUACGAACCUUACGAGGAUCAUUUGCAGUCGCAAUACCCACCGCAGCAGGCAGGCUAUGUUGAACCAGAAGUUUUGGAUCCGCAGCAAAAUCCUGAUGCUCUUCCACACCACCCCAUGCCAUACCGCCCAGGUCACGAUUCUGGCGGACCACCGCCUCCUGUGCGCCAAUACAACGGUGCGAUGAACUCCCAACCACAAUCUGCUCCACCACAAGGGGCUCCGGAAGGCCCAGCGCCACCGGAGCCGGUGACGCAUGCUGAAUUGGAGCGCCUCCAGCAGCAAGCGCGAGGUAACCCUUCGGACCACAAACUUCAACUUACUCUCGCGCAGAAACUUGUUGAGGCCUCCAUAGUCCUGGUUGAGGCCAGCAGACUCGACCCGAAGUCAAAGGCGAAAGCCCGGGAGAAAUACAAUAUUGAUGCCCACAAAAUUGUCAAGAAGCUGGUUUCAGCCGGCUACCCAGACGCCCAAUUCUACAUGGCCGACUGCUAUGGUCAAGGCCUCUUGGGCCUUCAGAACGAUGCUAAGGAAGCGUUCUCGCUUUAUCACUCCGCAGCGAAACAAAACCACGCUCAAGCUGCUUACCGAGUCGCAGUCUGCUGCGAAAUCGGACACGAAGAAGGCGGUGGCACGAAACGUGACCCCUUCAAAGCCGUCCAAUGGUAUAAGCGCGCCGCCUCCUUAGGCGACCCUCCUGCGAUGUAUAAAAUGGGCAUGAUCCUCCUCAAGGGCCUCCUAGGACAAGCCCGCAACCCACGCGAGGGAAUCUCAUGGCUCAAGCGCGCCGCCGAGCGCGCCGACGAAGAGAAUCCACAUGCCCUUCAUGAACUCGCCCUUCUCUACGCUUCCGCCACAGAGAACGAUAUUGUCAUUCGUGACGAAGCCUACGCUUCUCAACUCCUGCAUCAGGCCUCCGAACUCGGCUACAAAUUCUCCCAGUUUCGUCUGGGGCAGGCCUAUGAGUAUGGUCAGCUGGGCUGUCCCGUUGACGCUAGGCAAAGCAUCAUGCUCUACAGCGCCGCCGCUGCGCAGGGCGAGCACCAAUCUGAACUCGCUCUGAGCGGUUGGUACCUUACUGGCGCUGAAGGGAUCUUGCAGCAAAGCGAUACGGAGGCAUACUUGUGGGCUCGUAAAGCUGCGGCUUCGGGUCUGGCCAAGGCGGAAUAUGCGAUGGGAUACUUUACUGAGACGGGAAUAGGGGUUACUGCGCACCUAGAGGAUGCAAAGAGGUGGUACUGGCGAGCUGCCGCCCAAGGAUUCCCUAAAGCCCGUGAACGUCUCGAGGAACUCAAGUCUGGGGGUGCACGGAUGCAAAAAACUCGGCUCUCUCGUUCAGCCGUGAACCAGCAGAAAUCUAAUGAUGGGGACUGUGUCCUUAUGUGAUGCGAUGCAAUGUGAUCUGAUCUGACGCCAAGCUUAUGUACUACAACCUCACCCUUCUGUCAACAUCUAUGUCCACCUUCACCACCCAAACUUACAUUCACGAUACCUCAAUUUUUUGCUAUAUUACUUAAUACCUCUAUCUUAUUUCACCUUGACUACCCUUUUGGACUAUGCUAGCGAUGCCCUUACAUUCAUGUUUACUUUCUGGUAAAUAGAGGUUUAUACAUCUUACGAGGCAUCAGACGAUCCGAACUAUGACAAUACAACCCCGUUAUGGGAGCU
Aspergillus nidulans FGSC A4 is the source of this 2706-nucleotide messenger RNA. RefSeq names its product putative chitin synthase activator (Chs3). The coding region runs from base 1 to 2424 and encodes 807 amino acids. NCBI's taxonomy places the organism in Eukaryota, Fungi, Ascomycota, Eurotiomycetes, Eurotiales, Aspergillaceae. The record is from RefSeq and is a predicted model, not a curated record. The transcript has 3 exons.